Messenger RNA from Grosmannia clavigera kw1407, 1245 nucleotides. Its product is annotated as argininosuccinate synthase. The coding region runs from base 1 to 1245 and encodes 414 amino acids. Gene Ontology annotation, biological process: L-arginine biosynthetic process; urea cycle. Lineage: Eukaryota; Fungi; Ascomycota; Sordariomycetes; Ophiostomatales; Ophiostomataceae. The transcript is spliced from 10 exons. Gene Ontology annotation, cellular component: cytoplasm. Gene Ontology annotation, molecular function: ATP binding; argininosuccinate synthase activity. The record is from RefSeq and is a predicted model, not a curated record.
AUGAGCAAGGGGAAAGUCUGCCUCGCCUAUUCAGGCGGCCUUGACACAAGCUGCAUCCUGAAAUGGCUUCUCGAGCAGGGGUAUGAGGUGGUGUGCUUCCUUGCCAAUGUUGGCCAGGAAGAAGACUGGGAUGCUGUAAAGGCCAAGUCCGCGAAGCUUGGUGCCUCAAAGAUGAUCAUUGUCGAUCUUUGCAAGGAGUUUGUCGAGCAGCUUUGCUUCCCUGCUAUUCAGUGCAAUGCGCAGUACGAAGGUCGUUACCUCCUUGGUACGAGCCUGGCGCGACCCGUCAUUGCCCGUGCUCAGAUGCGGGUUGCCAAGCAAGAAGGAUGCGACUAUGUCUCUCACGGCUGCACCGGAAAGGGCAACGAUCAGGUUCGGUUCGAGCUUGCCUUCCUCACCAUCGACCCGAAGAUCAAGAUUAUUGCACCGUGGCGUCUACCCGAAUUCUUUAACCGCUUCCAGGGCCGCGUGGACCUGCUUGACUAUGCCCAUGCCAGUGGAAUCCCGGUCACAUCGACCAAAGCUAAACCGUACAGCAUGGAUGACAACUUCGCCCAUUGCUCGUAUGAGAGUGGCCAGCUGGAAGACCCGUCGCAGCCACCACCAGUUGACAUGUGGACCCGAACUGUGGACCCCGAGAAAGCCCCAAACAAGUCCCAGGAUAUUCAGAUCUUCUUUGAAAAGGGCAUUCCUGUAAAGCUGUCUGUGGACGGAAAGGACUACACCGAUAGCGUUGAGCUGUUUGCGAAGGCCAACGAGAUUGGCAAGGAACAUGGCAUUGGCAGAAUCGACAUUGUUGAGAAUCGGUUUAUCGGGCUCAAGAGCCGUGGAUGCUACGACUCUCCUGGCAUGACGAUUCUGCGCCUUGCCCAUCUUGAUCUUGAGGGUCUCGUUAUGGACGGAAAGGUUCGCUCGCUUCGUGACCAGUUUGUCAGCCAUAAUUGGUCCGAGCUGCUGUACAACGGCAUGUACUUCUCUCCAGAGCGGGAAUUUAUCGAGAAUUCUCUUGUCUUCUCACAGCAGCGAGUGAACGGCGAGGUUCGUCUCCGCUGCUACAAGGGCAAUGCAUAUGUCCUUGGCCGGAGCUCGGAUGAAAAGCUUUACUCCUCAGAGGAGUCGUCUAUGGAUUCUCUUGUUGACUUCAGCCCCGUUGAUACUUCUGGCUUCAUCAACAUUAACGCUAUCCGUCUUAAGAAGUAUGGGAUUCAGAAGGCCGAGGCCGGAGAAGAUCUCUCUCGUUCGUAA